Messenger RNA from Corticium candelabrum, 1285 nucleotides. RefSeq names its product inactive hydroxysteroid dehydrogenase-like protein 1. Bases 141 to 1202 code for a protein of 353 amino acids. Gene Ontology annotation, molecular function: oxidoreductase activity. NCBI's taxonomy places the organism in Eukaryota, Metazoa, Porifera, Homoscleromorpha, Homosclerophorida, Plakinidae. The transcript has 11 exons. The record is from RefSeq and is a predicted model, not a curated record. Gene Ontology annotation, cellular component: endoplasmic reticulum.
ACGACUAAAGAAAAAACACAUCCACAAACUAGAAGUCAAUAUUUUCUUGCACGAACUGUCUUCAGUGCCGCUAGCUUUCGAAACUUUGUAAGGUAAGUGCAAAACAUGUAUGGUAGCGCACGCUAAGCAUUCCUUUCACAAUGACUGAAGGCUUCAUCUCGCUUCUAAGAGAAAAAGCGACCGUCUGGAAAAACGUGCUAUGUGUUGUUGGAGCUGCUUAUGCGACUAAAGUGGUCAUCAGUUGGUCGUGGAAGACGCUGCGUUUUGUACGAGAAUAUUUUCUUUGUCGCUUGUAUUCUCAUGAUAUCAAACGUUUCGGAGGAUGGGCAGUUGUAACGGGAGCUGCUGAUGGGAUUGGAAAAGCAUAUUCACAAAAACUUGCAGCUUGUGGAUACAAUAUUGUGCUUAUCGAUCGUUCCCAUGGUAACCUGCAAGUAACGGCUGAUGCUCUUGCUUUAGAGCACGGAGUGGACGUGAGAAUGAUUGCUGUUGAAUUCGGUGCCGAUCAGAGUAUCUAUGGGAAGAUGGAGAGGCAACUAGGAGACAUCGAUGUUGGAAUUAUUGUGAACAACGUUGGUGUCAUGUAUGAUUAUCCAAACUUUUUUCUUGAGAUUUCACAUCAGACUCUGUGGAAUUUGAUCCAAGUUAAUAUUGCAGCAACAACAUUUAUGACUCAUAUUAUUCUGCCUAAAAUGUUGUCUCGAGGUUGUGGGGCUGUUAUUAAUAUUUCUACUGGAGCGGCUCAUCGGCCAUGCCCACAGCUAGCUGCAUACACAGCGUCGAAGAUUUAUGUUCAGUCUCUCUCCGAAGCACUUCACCAUGAAUACAGACACAAAGGAAUUGUUGUGCAGUGUGUUUCUCCACUUCUCGUCUACACGCAACGUAAUCGCGCACUGAACCCUGGUUUCUUCUUGCCUCAUGCAGAGACGUUUGUGGAUCAUGCUAUUUGUACAUUGGGACGACAAAUGCAUACAGCCGGUUACUGGCCUCAUGCACUGCAGGUUGGUGCACUGAAUCUUCUUCCAUCGUCUUUAUUCAACUACUUCGCUAACCAUGUCAACACGGCAAUGCGACGGAUAGCUGUACGAUCACUGAAGAAGAGACAGUCAGGCACCAACAUUACCGACUGCAACCCAACCAACAGUUCACAAACAUCACAACACACGUCAUCACUCACAAACGAAAGCACGAACAACACAUAGUGACAUGCAUAUGUAUCCAUGCCGUUUGUAUCAUUCAUUUCAAGGAAUUCGUUGAUAUUAAAUAGAAAAAAAAUAGAAAAAAU